Molecule: messenger RNA, 2187 nt
Organism: Astrephomene gubernaculifera
Lineage: Eukaryota; Viridiplantae; Chlorophyta; Chlorophyceae; Chlamydomonadales; Astrephomenaceae
Source: the annotation of a GenBank genome assembly
GUUGUGUCCAUCUUCCGCUUAGUUUUUAAUUUUUAAUUAACACAAAGGGGAAGGCAUACUAUACUAGGAGUUCGUCUACGGCCCUUGCGUCCGUCCUUGUUGCGCUCAAUACUUUUACUAACAUACAUCUUUCCUGCUUCCAAGCCGGAGCGCUGUAGUCUUUGGAACUCCACAAUGGCGCUUUCUCUUAGUGUCGCAGUAUUGCUCAAACGCGUUAGUGUUAGUGGGGCCGCCCAGGCAGCAUUGCCUGCGUUUGCAAAUUCUGCCUCAGUUGAUGCCUGCCAGCCUAGUUGCAGCUAUAGGCAUUACGCAUCUCAGGACGGCGAGUCAGAAUCGCAACAUGGUGGGGACCGACGAUCAUCACCGCGCGGCCCAAUGCGAUACGGCUCAAAGCUGGCGCUUCGGGACCCCGCACGGUUCCGGCGGAUGCAAGCCAUCCUGGGCUACCCAAAAGAGGACUCAGUGGAUCGGGUGGAGCGUGUGACGAUCAGUACCUUGCAAACAAUGAAGUACCUUAUGAACGGCCCGGAGAACCAGGACCUGCUGCAGGACAUGGCCGCCUACAAGGUGACCACCCUGAACCGGGAGCUUCUGCCACUUCACGAGCGCACGGAGGCGUUCCUAAGCGCCAAACCAGCGGUGUCAGGGUCAGUACCCAGUUUCCUCGUGAAGGACGCUGCCCGGCGGAAGUAAGAGGAGCGCAGCUGCAGUAGCAGGCUGAGUUGGGCCAGGGCGCCAGCGGUGGGGAUGAUGGGGUCGCCCUGGAAGAACACUUGGGGAUUGCGCAUGGGGCUGGGCGGCAACGGCAGGCGUGGUAUGCCAGUAGUGUUGACGGCUAGCGGACGGUGGCUGCAUGGUUUCCACAGGUCGGUAGUACCAUGCCGCUGCAGGGUGCGGGGUGUAGACGGUCAUGUGGUAUGUGACGUCGGACAUGUGUGCCAGGGUAUAGGGCUGGGAACCCUGGGAUACGCGCGUGGUGCUGAUCAGGGAAGGUAUCAUCGCUCAAGCUGCUGAUAGUAUUCAAUCGUUACAGACCUAUUGAUACGACGCGGGCGCAGGCCUUCCUGGCGACUAUCCUAGGACAAGCUAGGUGUGAGCCCUGUGAGGGCAACGCAUUGCCCCUUCCUUUUUGGAGUCAUCAACGUGCAAUGCGACUUGGGCACAUGAGACAUCCGCCCAACGGUGCAACGUCUCCUUAGCAACCACAACAGUCGACCAAGCAAUACCAUUAACAACGGAUUUCGUACGAUCAAGGUGUGGUAACCUACCACCCCACGCUUUGCACGUGACCUUCCACAUCUCCCUCAAGCUCCGCUCGCCACGCGCAUGAGCGCUCCGACCCACACCAUCACCAUGACGGCUGAUAACGUGGCCGUGAGCACGCGCGGCAGCCAGCGGGUGUCCCAGUCCGGGCUGUCGGAAGCCACGCCAGUCCUGCACGCGCAUGCGGGCACACGGUGGGGAAAAGAAGGAUAUCCAAUGUGGAACGAACUAUGGGGAACGGGACCCCCGGGGGGAGCAAGGGGAGCGGCGGCUUCCGUGCCAUCGUGUGUCGGCACCAGGUCACGGGGGUUUGUGGUGUAGCAUGGUGUGGUGUGCUUUAUCGCGCUGGUGUGUUUGUUGGCAGCUGGGUGUGGACAACAUCGUUUGCUAGGAAGAUGCAAUGGGUGUUUUGAAUUAACUGGCCGCGAAACCGACAAUGAACUUGGAGAGGUAUGGGUGUUGGGCAUGUAAGGUUGCUGCGCAUGGACCUCAUCCAGCCUGCGCUACGGUAACGGGGCGCUUAUGGUUUGGGGGAACGGGCGGUCGCGCUGGCAAUGGCAGGAGCUUGACGGUUGAUGUUGGGGCGUGCUAGGGUGCGUGGCGCAGCCCGGCAGGCGGCCUUGCGAAGUUCAGGGUGUCGUGGGAAAGCAUGUGGGUGCUGCGAUGCCUAGGGUUGCCUCCGGGGGGGGGGUGAAACUGCUGACAUGUGGUGGUCAGAUGUCGUAACGACUUGGCGCGAGGACGUGGGGGACGCGCUGUGCAUCAGAGUGGUACCUAAGGAGUUCGGGGCGCAAGUACUGUUACGUGAUGUGCGCCGUGUUGAGUCUAAUGAUGCACCAUCUGCAUACGACACAAUAUAGUUGCAGCACUAUCCAUGCAGCGGACAUGCCAGGAUUUGCAGCCGUGGGCACUAACCAUUAAAGC